GCCAUUGCAAGAACAAAAUACAACGGAACAGGUGUAAGAAGAAUUGCUGUUUCCACUUUGAUGACCACAGUUGUGUUGCUGCAGCAUAGUCCGCCUUGAUUGAGAGGUUUAAAGGGGCUGUACUCCGUAUGAUGAAAUAGGGAAAACUGACAUAAAGUUGUAAGCGAGUGUGACCACGAUCGAGAGGGACAUGUUACUGUUCGCCUGAUAUGAUCUUCUCAUAGAAGGAAUAAUGGAAUUGCACAAAAAGCACACACCAUACAGUUGUGGAGUAUGUAAUGCUGCUUUUACUAGAAAGAGUAACCUACUAGGUCAUAUGAGAACUCAUACGGGGGAAAAGCCAUACAAGUGUGAAACGUGUGGUAUUGAAUUUGUUUCUAGACAAGCUAUGAAAAACCACUUGCACAAUCACACUGGAGAAUUCACAUGUGAGACGUGUAAUGCUACUUUUACAAGAAAUGAUACAUUAAAAAGGCAUAUGAGAACUCAUACGGGGGAAAAGCCGUUCAAAUGUAAGAUAUGUGACGAGGCAUUUGCGCAUAAAUUUACUUUAAAACUUCACACCAGAACUCACACAGGAGAAAAGCCAUUUAAAUGUGAAAUAUGUGAUGAGGCAUUUGCGCAGAAAUCUACUUUGCAACUCCAUACCCGAACGCAUACAGGAGAAAAGCCAUUCAAGUGUGAAACAUGUGGUGCUGCUUUUACACGCAGGACUCGAUUCCACAGCCACAUGCGAAUACACACAGGGGAAAAGCCAUACAAGUGUGAAACGUGUGGUAUUGAAUUUGUUUCUAGACAAGCUAUGAAAAACCACUUGCACAAUCACACUGGAGAAUUCACAUGUGAGACGUGUAAUGCUACUUUUACAAGAAAUGAUACAUUAAAAAGGCAUAUGAGUACUCACACAGGGGAUAAACCAUAUAUAUGUGAACUAUGCGGCGCUAACUUUGCACGAAAAUAUAAUUUACGGGCCCACGUAUCGGUAACUCAUUUAGGAGAGAAACCAUUUAUUUGUGAAAAGUGUAGUGUUUCCUUUUCAAGGAAAUUUGAUUUACAAAGGCACAUGCGUAUCCACACAGGAGAAAAAAACAAGUGUGAGACGUGAGUUCAUUUUCAAGGAAAUAGUAUGAACAUAAACGUUUGCGAAUUGAAAGUGGAGACAAACAGUUCGUUUGUAAGAAAUGUGGAUUAGCUUUUCACACAAAUAGUAUAAAGAAAAAUAGAAAAGUAACGUGUGUUACAACGCUUUGCUCCAUACGUUCCAAAUACUUGAAUAUUUGUAAAGUCCUUUUUAAGCCAUUUUAGUAAUCUCUCCCCCCCCCAAAUCCUUAUCAGAUGUGUCCUGCUGUAAAGCAGACUUCCCGAAAGUCGUCGGUCCGACGGACAUGACCGGCAAAUUUUGAUCCGGUCCGACGAUAUCUGAACAAAAAUCGGUCCGACUGUCCGGCUAUUUUUUAUUCCCGGUGACCGGGUUUUAUCAUAAAAUCCCGGUAACCGGGUUUUUGCAUGAGGGCCUUAGAAAAACGUUACACAAGUUUUCAUUGUUCGCUUUCGGCACAGUGCCCGUAGAAGAACCAAUCGGUGCGCAUGUUAUAUACUGUCAGUCAUUUGCGCAUCAAACAUGGCUUCUCUAACAUUUUACGAAUGCUAGUUAAUAAAGAGAAAAUUAUCAAUCGAUGAAUGCUCUGAAAGGAAAAUGAAUAUGAAACGAAAUGUCAUCAAAGAAUUAUUUUGCGAAAUGGCAAAGAAAUAGGAAAUGACUUGUUAUUGACAAAGAAAAGCAAGUAAUAACCUGCGAUGAUGAUGGUGAAACUCAAACCUCCAGAAACAGAAAGUUAUGGACACUUUGCUGGCAGAGUCUAGAUGUGCCUGCAUAUAAUCGAACAGACUACACCAGAACCAUUGUCAUCACAGGAGGUUGUCACCCUGUCCAACACUGAAACAGUCCUUACAUCAGGCUCUUGAAAUGGACACUCUCUGUGACAAACAGGACCUUAACCCCGAUAUUGAUGAGGAGUGUUUUGAAUAUCAAGAUCAACUUUUGAAUUUUGACAGAGUGAUUAUGAUAAAGCCUUUAUAAAGAAAUAAGCUGCUAUUGAUGAAUAAAGCAAUGUUAUUACUUUGUUUUUUGUUUCGGUCUGACAGAUUUCCUUUCGGUCUGACAGAUUUUUAUGUCUUGUCAGACCAGAUGUCUGCCACUUUUAUUCAACUUUCGGGAAGUCUGGUAAAGCAAUGCAAGGGUAUGUAUAUCUGGGGAUUAAUGUUAUAAACAAUCUUAACAUACACAGUGAAGUGUCGUUAUACAAUAAUACCGCAUGAAUAAAAACAACCUAACGUAAAGUGGAAACUACGAUGUAAACGACAUAAGUUAAAUUUAUGUCGGCAAGGCAAAUGGUACAAAGCAAAACAAUCAAAACCAGUACAGCUAAUACAGUGUAUAACAAUUAUCACAUACAUACAUAAUUUUAUAUUGAUAAUUCAUGACAUACUUGCCAGCACCAAGGAUAGCCCAAAAGGGGUCCCGGAAAACCUAUUAUUAGCAGUCGGCACCCUUCUCAUUCAACAUUAUUGACGUCACGUGGUAGCUUGGGAUAGGUCUCAAUGUUUGUACCAUGGAGGAUCACGUGAUCAAAAUGGACCAGCGAACAUUAUUAUUGUAAAAUAAAACUAUAAGAUAUGUUCGUGAAAAAAUAAACUGUAUAUGCACACAAUUGUAUAAACUGAUUAACGAAAGAUUAAGAAAGAAGUCAUAGAAUGUGUAUAAAAAAAAUCGAUUUUCGUAAAUUUAGGCUAUUCAGAUUGAUCUUAUUAAUUGAUAGUCCCGCAAAAAACCAUAACGUAUUGACAGCGUUGUAAUAACGUUAACGCUAGCGUAAUGCCAUAACGUACGUUCUUACAACGCUUUGAGUAUGGAUGUUUUCUAAACGUUGUGAAAACGUUACUUUGGCAACCAAUACACCAUCUAUAAAACGUUGCCACAACGUUGUGACAACCAUGCAUUUUAAGUUUAUAACGUAACAACUUUAAAUGAAGAAACUUUCUUAAUCUUUGAAAAUUGUACUUACAUGCAAUCCUAGCUAACAUCAAUUAUUUACUAACAUAUGAAUAUAGCGUAAUGCUACCUAAAAUAAUAAACCCGUUGUGAUAGAUUUUAUCUAGCUGA
Molecule: messenger RNA, 3163 nt
Organism: Mya arenaria
Lineage: Eukaryota; Metazoa; Mollusca; Bivalvia; Myida; Myidae
Product: gastrula zinc finger protein XlCGF8.2DB-like
Exons: 4
Coding region: 233-1105 (290 amino acids)
Source: RefSeq, a predicted model, not a curated record